This is a messenger RNA of Emiliania huxleyi CCMP1516, 811 nucleotides long. RefSeq lists its product as hypothetical. Bases 145 to 612 code for a protein of 155 amino acids. The transcript is spliced from 3 exons. The record is from RefSeq and is a predicted model, not a curated record. NCBI's taxonomy places the organism in Eukaryota, Haptophyta, Isochrysidales, Noelaerhabdaceae.
AUUAAACCCCCCCCCCCCCCCCAGCCGAGGCUUGCAGGAUUUUACAAAUAUUUGGACAAAAACACGCCCUGCACGGGGCCUAUCCCUGGGGCCAGGUCCCAGCGCGACGCCUGGCUCGAGGCCGUCCACUCCGACGUCGGAAAGAUGAUGGCGAUUAAGGGCGCUCACGACCCGUCCCACACCUUCCGCUCGCGGCUCGUCGAGGGGCACAGCCUCCCCGAGACGCACCACGCCGGCUCCAUCGCCCCCGCCAUCCCCUGCGGCUCCACCUCGUGCACCGUCAAUGUCCUCGGCACCCUCGUCAACGGCUUCUCGUGCCGUGACCACAUGGAGUACCAGCGGAGCGGCUACAAGGGACACAUGCCGAUGAACGCCAUCGCCGCGUGCAACGUCGUCGCUUCGAUGUACCCGCCGUGCGCCCCGUGCAAGCCACCUGGCCUCCCACCCCAGCGGCAGUCGAUGCGGCUGCGGCGGCUGCAGGCCAUAAACGCGUCGGCGAGCCAAAACUUGCGAGUCGACGUCAGCAUCGCCGAGCUGCCGCCGCCGCUGCAGGAGCUGGUCUGGGCCAACCGCUCGCUGCUCGGCUGGGAGCCGCCGCCCCAUUGGGAGUGAGCGUCGCGGCGGAGUGAGCGUCGCGGCGUGCCACGCGUGGAGGGUUGUGGUUGCUUGGCGUCCAGUGGCUGGGGAGUACGGGCCGCGCGUUAAACUGCGCCCCGUCCCUCCUUCCUCGCUCUCCUUUGCGUGCUCUGUCCACACACAGCCUUGACCCUGUAUUGUUUGCGGGUAAUUAUUGCUAAAAAUAUGUAGAAAA